This is a messenger RNA of Brachypodium distachyon (stiff brome), 1666 nucleotides long. RefSeq lists its product as uncharacterized. The record is from RefSeq and is a predicted model, not a curated record. The transcript is spliced from 9 exons. The coding region runs from base 197 to 1189 and encodes 330 amino acids. Lineage: Eukaryota; Viridiplantae; Streptophyta; Magnoliopsida; Poales; Poaceae.
AAAAAAGAGAGCGUGUGGGAAAAAUGAGUUGGAGCUCCAACAGUAUACAGCUGCCAAUCCCCAUCACAUUCCCCAAAAUAAAUAAACAAUCAGGACAAAAAUACAGCAGUAGAGAAUUUCCAGUCUUGUCCUUCCCCGGCGCCGGCGACGACCACCGCGACCUGAUACCCUGGGACGUCCGUCUCCGGCCGCGGCGAUGGCGAGGCACGAGGCGGCGGCGAGGGUGGAGUUCGACCUGCCGGACGAGAUCCUGGCCGUGAUCCCCACCGACCCGUACGAGCAGCUGGACAUCGCGCGCAAGAUCACCUCCAUGGCCAUCGCCUCCCGCGUCUCCCGCCUCGAGGCCGACGUCGCGCGCCUCCGCCGGGACCUCGCCGACCGCGACCGCAGCGAGGCCGACCUCCGCGCCCGCCUCGCCGACUCCGAUUCCCGCCUCCUCGCCGCCCUCGAUGAGAACGCGAAGCUGGUGAAGGAGAGGGACACGCUCGCCGUGACGGCCAAGAAGCUGUCCAGGAACUUGGCGAAGUUGGAGGCAUUUAAGAAGCAAUUAAUGAAAUCACUGAGUGAAGAUAAUUUAUUGCAAUUGUCAGAAACAGGUGAAGAUCGUGAUGUAGAUGCAGAAAGUAAUUGGACUGCUCGAACUCCUUCCUGGAAAGAUGAAGUUUCAAGCAGUCGCGCCUCGUCAAAUACUUCCAGCAGAUCCACAAUCACUGAAUCAGCCCAAGGACACCAGUUCUCUCUCACGCCAUAUGUAGCCCCAAGAAUAACUCCUGGUUCAACACCAAUUAUUUCAUCCUCCGUUGGUUCCCCCCUAGCAUAUUCAACUGGCCCUUCCUCUCCAAAGUUUCUAUCUGGUCCAACAUCACCUACAAGAUCUCUGUCUGAAAGCCAGUCGACAUUUUCAUCAUGGAAUGGAUCAUCACUUCACCAGUAUUCAGCACCCACCUCUCCUCCUCAACGGCGCUCAUUCACAGGGCGACCUCGUAUAGAUGGAAAGGAAUUCUUCCGACAAGCACGGACACGGCUUUCUUAUGAGCAGUUUGGAGCGUUCUUGGCAAAUAUCAAGGAAUUUAACGCUCAGAAACAAUCGCGAGAGGACACCUUGUUGAAGGCAGAGGAGAUUUUUGGAACAGAGCACAAAGAUUUAUACAUUUCUUUCCAGAAUAUGCUUAAUCGCAACCAAUCGUGAACCUGUUACAGGCUGCUGCCUUUCCUCUCUGAAACAAGCAGGUUUAGUUCUUUGUUUAAGCCUGUUCCGAGCAACCAAUGUACUGUUCUGGUCGGCCAAUCAUGCCUAUACACCAUGCCAUCUGUUUCCAAGAGAGCAUUCAUUGUUGGAAUGAACACUGUUCUCUCAUUGAUCAUAAGAUCGUAUUAUUGGAAACCUGUGCAUAGUCCUGCCGUGAUCAAAUUAAUCACGGGCAUCCUCAAUAACAUGAUGUAAAUGGAUCAUAUGGUCAUGCAUUUUAACAAGUGAAACUUUAGACGGUUUCAAUAUUUUUGGUCUGUAUAAUUGAACUAUAAACUGGAGUUUCUUUGUAGCACCCCUUGUCUUCCUGCUGUAAACUAAGUUAUAGGUUUCUUGAGGUUGUAGAAAGUUGUAUGAAACUCUUAUGCCAAUUAAUUUUUGUGAAGCCUGACCUGAAAGCUGGUCUGGCACAGGGUA